CCCCCAUCAGGCAGUGUGCCGGGCAUCCGCCAAAGGUGAGGUCCUUCCCGGCGACGCUGGCAGGAGUGUUCUGGCACCAAGAUGGCUGCGGCAGCCGAGCUAACGGCGCUGGGGCGGUGCUGGUUCUGGCUGCUGCUGGGGCUGCAGGCGAUAAGUGUAUACGGAACACAGUUGUCAUCAGAAGCUUGCAGAGAGCUGGGCUUCUCCAGUAACUUGCUAUGCAGUUCUUGCAACCUCCUCGGACAGUUCAAUCUGAAUCAGUUGGAUCCAUUCUGCAGGCAGUGCUGCCAAGAAGAAGCUCAAUUGGAAACGAGAAAGCUUUAUGCAGGAGCUGUCCUAGAGGUAUGUGGAUGAAAAUUGGGAAGGUUCCCUCAAGUCCAGGCUUUUGUCAGGAGUGAUAAGCCAAAACUCUUCAGGGGACUGCAAAUCAAGUAUGUGCGUGGUUCUGACCCUGUACUAAAGCUGCUGGAUGACAAUGGGAACAUUGCAGAAGAACUGAGCAUCCUCAAGUGGAAUACAGAUAGCGUGGAAGAAUUUUUAAGUGAAAAGUUAGAACGUCUAUAAAUCAUUGCUUUCAGUCCUUUUUCCUUUUCCUGUUUUGUCAUGGUGAUCUCCUCACAUGUGGUGUGCUGCAAUUUAAAAAAAUCAUUCCAGCUUCUAUAUUAAUUUAAAAAUAUCUGUUGUGCUGUACUGGACAUCUUGUCAUUAGAGGAGGAAGCUUCAGCAUGCAUAUCUGACCAGUUGACAAACAGAAUGGCUCAUCUUAAUAUAUUUCAGCUCUUAAUGCGUUUAUCACUAACAAAAUGCUUUAUUUCAAAGUUAAUUAUGUAAAUAUCACUUUGUUAUAAUUGGACCUGUUUUUACAAAUGCUCUUAAAACUGAAGAGCUUCAAAUAAUAAGUGAAAUGCUGACCGUGCUUUUGUCUGCUGCUGUUUAUAAGAAAGUCAGAAGCAAAAGCAAUGUACUCUCUCUCCCAGAGAAACUUGACCGCUAAUGGCCUCUUCUCUUUUGUAUUUGAACUGUCCUUUUUGUAGAAGCAUUGUUUACAGUGAGUAUCUAGUUCACAGGUUUUGAAGCUGAAGGAGGAACUCUCAUGCUCUGGUACAGUGAAACAUUUAGUAAGUACACUUUAGUGAAGACUACAUAGAAAACCACCGAGGUGUAUGGCAGUCAGAUGUCAAGUGUGCUUUACAUUAAGUGUUUUGCUUCAGAAAACAUGAGAUACAAGUCUUGAAAAACCUUUCCUUCUGACUUUCACAAGUUUAUUGGAACUCUGUUUAUCAAAUCAAUUUAUAAACUGUUCUUUUAAAGCGUAUAUUUUUCUUUGUCGGCUGAGAUGUAUGUGAACAGGGAAUAUAGAUGGUAUGUAUGGUCAUGAGUCAAAACCAUUAUGACUUGUCAGGUUUUUUUCCACUUAGAGUGAAUAAAUAUGGUAAAAGCAA
Messenger RNA from Columba livia (rock pigeon), 1442 nucleotides. RefSeq names its product selenoprotein F (gene SELENOF). NCBI's taxonomy places the organism in Eukaryota, Metazoa, Chordata, Aves, Columbiformes, Columbidae. Gene Ontology annotation, cellular component: endoplasmic reticulum lumen. Gene Ontology annotation, molecular function: oxidoreductase activity. The transcript has 5 exons. The record is from RefSeq and is a predicted model, not a curated record.